AUGUCAGACUCGGAAACGACGCCGUUUCUGGCUGCGUUGAGCAGUCCGAAAGCCGCCGAUCCCGAUGCGCGAGUGAUGGACGAACAAUCAGAAUCAACACCUUUAUUAUCGUCAAGCGCAACUCGGCGCUACGAUGGCGAGGAUGAUGACGUACGAGACGAGACAGCAUCUGUUGCUGCUGGCGAGACGGACGCCGUCUCGGUCAAAUCGACAAAAGACAGAUCGAUACCGAAGCCUUCACUGAUCGCUGUGAUUGUACUGUCACUCUUUGCGCUUGGGAUUAUGAUUGGGGCUUUCUUUGUGCCCGCCGCGGUGGAGGAGUACGCCAAACAAGCGAUUGUUCUUGAACCGACGAAUCUGUCGCUGGUGUCCAUCACGACCAACGGUGUACGGGCCAGAAUCCAGGCGAAUUUCCGCCUUGAUGCGCAGCGUGUGGAAAACGAACAUGUUAGACGGGUGGGCAAGGCUGCUACAUGGCUGGUUGGAAGUAUCGGGACGGAGGAUACCAGGAUCAAUGUCUACCUGCCAGACUACGACAACAUCUUGCUGGGAAGUGCGGCAGUCCCUUCGAUGGAUGUUAGUAUCGCCAACGGCCAGAACAACGCGGUGGAUUUUGUUGCCGAUCUCAUCCCGGGCGACGCUGAGGGUAUCCGAACGAUUGCCAAUGAGUGGUUGGAAGGAAGGCUGGAUACGGUUCGGGUGCUGGGAAAGGCUGAUAUUCAGCUGAGGGCGGGAAUGAUUCCUCUCGGAACGCACUCUAUUGCUGAGUCGUUGACAUUUGAAGGCCACAACAUGCCCCAGCUGCCCGCUUAUAACAUCACCAGGCUCAACUUUAAGGAGAUUCCCGUGCCUGAGCGAAGCACGUCACACGCUGAGCGGUGGGCCAUGGGUGUGGAGGUCACCAUCAAAGCCUUUAACGAGUACCCAAUCUCGGUCGAUAUCCCCGAGCUUGGAUUCGAGAUUCUUGUCCCCGGAUGCGGAACAAAUGACGCUCCCAUCGUCAUUGCGUCCGCCAUUACUCACCGCACCUCUGUCAAGUCCCGCUCCGAAGUUGCUGUCGAUGCCGAUGGUGUUGUCGACAAACUGCCUGAACCUUUGACUCGCGCUUGUCCCAACUCCAACUCUUCACCGCUCGAUUUGCUCUUCGAAAAGUUCCUUGGCAACGAAACAACGACCGUGCUUGUUCGAGGCCGACAGAAGCCCGGCGGCGACACACCAGCCUGGCUUGCUGAUGUCUUGUCCAGCAUCACUGUGCCUGUGCCAUUCCCAGGACGAUCGUUUGAAAACAUGAUUCGCGACUUCUCCUUGACGGAUGUUCACUUCAAGAUGCCAGAUCCAGCAGCCGAGCCUGACGACCCCAAAUCCAACCCAAGAGUGUCGGGCACGAUUCGGGUCAUCGCCGGGCUUCCGGCGGAGAUGAACUUUUCUCUCAAUGUCACCAAUGUUCGGGCCAACGCCGACGUUUUCUACAAGAAGGACAAGCUUGGAGAGCUGAACCUCAAAGAGUGGCAACAAGCAAACUCGACCCAGUUCCCCGCUACUGAUGGCGGGGAGGCUACCCUCAAGAUUCAGUCUCGGAUUGUCGAUGCGCCACUCAACGUGACAGACGCCGACGUCAUGACUGAUGUGAUCGCAGCUUUGCUUUUCGGAGGAAAGGGUGUUGAGCUCGACAUCAACGCGCUCGUCGAUGUCCAGGUGCAGACAGUCCUCGGUGGCAUCGUUGUCAAGAGGGUGCCCGCCGAGGGCAAAAUCCCAGUUAAACCUCUUGGAAAGAACCUCCCCGGUCUUGCGGAACCCAAAGUUGGCAACAUUGAAAUUCUCGACACGACGCCUGAUUCGAUUUCACUCCGUGCUUUGGUCAACAUUACCAAUCCUACGCCUUAUACAGCACAUAUUCCUUUUAUCAGCAUUCGUUUUGAAAAGAACGGCACCACGCUGGGAGAAGCCCAGGCAGAGAAUCUUGACCUUGGUCUCGGAAACAACACCAACAUCCCCGUCUUUGCCAGUUGGAAUCCCAUCCUCGGCGGCAAGAAGGACGGUCCCAAAGUCGGCCGGGAGCUCAUCUCUCAGUAUCUGUCGGGGUACAACACCACCAUCACGAUCCGCACCCACGCUGGCACGAUCCCCUCUCUCCCCUCCUUGGGGGCGUCGCUCUCGAGAUUAAACUUUACGCUCGACGCACCGAAGCUGUCUCUGCCCGGCAAGUCGGAAGACGACAAGACGCACUUUAUUCGGGAUGCGACGUUUCACCUCUGGUCGUCGACGGCGCAGUUUACGCUUGUGAGCCCGCUGAAAAAGAAUAUGCUUUAUAUAGAGCAUGUCAACGCCACGGCGCUGUAUAACCAUACGGAAGUGAUCGGGACGAUUGAGUAUGACUUGCCGUUUGCGGCGCCGCCGGGGGAGAGCAAGACGCCGAGGUUGCCGGUGGUGUGGGAUUUGGACAGCGUGGGGUAUGAUAAGGUCGAGGAGGCGCUGGGGGGGAGGAUGAAGCUGGAUGCGAGGGCGGUGGUGGGGGUUAGGUUGGGGAGGUGGAGGGAGAGGGUUUGGUAUUGGGGGAGGGGGAUUGGGGCUGCGGUUAGGUUGUGA
Podospora anserina S mat+ is the source of this 2586-nucleotide messenger RNA. RefSeq lists its product as uncharacterized. The record is from RefSeq and is a predicted model, not a curated record. Lineage: Eukaryota; Fungi; Ascomycota; Sordariomycetes; Sordariales; Podosporaceae. The transcript has 3 exons. The coding region runs from base 1 to 2586 and encodes 861 amino acids. Gene Ontology annotation, cellular component: fungal-type vacuole membrane.